Messenger RNA from Pyrus x bretschneideri (Chinese white pear), 1214 nucleotides. RefSeq lists its product as uncharacterized. The transcript is spliced from 3 exons. The coding region runs from base 180 to 863 and encodes 227 amino acids. Lineage: Eukaryota; Viridiplantae; Streptophyta; Magnoliopsida; Rosales; Rosaceae. The record is from RefSeq and is a predicted model, not a curated record.
AAUUGGCACAACAAGUCUCAUGUCCGAAACUUUGUAAUGUAAAUGUAGCAUCAUCGAUCUAGUUUGCAGCUGCAGCAGGAACCCAAUCGAUUCUAUUUCCGUCCCAAAAUCUCUAACCAAGUUCCACAGCUGAACCACCAACAGCUUCUUUCAUUCGGAUUUUUGGGUUUUCGGGUGUGAUGGAAAAUUUCAGCGCCGAAGAUCUGUCGACGAUCGGAGGAAUCGCAACCGUAUCGCUUCUGCAUUCCUUCAUACCCACGCAUUGGCUCCCGUUCUCCAUCGUCGGCCGAGCCCAGAAAUGGACUCUCUCCCGUACCCUCUUCGUCACUGCAUUUGGAGCAGUCUUGCAUGUAAUAUCCACUGCAAUAUUAGGUAUAACAGCGGUCACAAUGGCAAACACCAUCGCCGGCGAGGAAACAGUACAUAAACUUGCUUCACUUCUGCUUGUAUUUCUCGGUGCCGGUUACAUUUUGUUGUUUUUAUCUGGAAAAGUCGGUCACAGUCAUUCACACAACCAACCCAUGGAAAAGAUGGCUGUUGCUGGACUUGUCCUUGUUCCUGCAUUGUCUCCUUGUGCAACUACACUUCCAGUAUUUCUUGCUGUGGGGAAUUCAUCAUCCAUGCUGGUGCUUGCUAUCAUAGUGCUGCUAUUCAGCACCAUAACGGUGAUGACUUCACUGGUGGCUCUGUCAUUCUACGGUGCAAGCCAGCUCAAGUUUCACUGGGUGGAGCGAUAUGACAAACUUCUUGUAGGGUCGGUGCUUUGUAUGGUAGGAAUUCUGACGCUUAUUUUCCAUGACCAUGAUCAUGAUGGAGGAGGUAGCACUGGGGGGCAUUUGCAUAGGAAAAUCAGUGGCCUUUGAAGAUUCUUGUCAUCCUUCAAAUUGUGUUUUGUGCCUUUACGAGAAAACUUACGACAAGAGAAUGUUGCUUCCGUCUGUAGUAAGCAGUGCGUGCAGUUGUUACAAACUUAUGUGCUACUAAUGAGUAUUGUAAUGUUUGCUCAAUUUGUUCAUUCCGAUUCUGGUAACUUGUGUUUGCACCUUGUUUCCUUUUCGUAGAUUUCAUAUCUUCCUCUUGUUGCUGCAUGGAUUUGUCAACCAAAGAGGUUCAGGUGCCGUUGUGGAUUGUUUCUCUUCACUUCUCCUUGUAACAGCAACAAGUUCAUCUAUAUCAAUUCCAUUUGGCAAUACAGAAUGUGCUGAUUACUUCAA